CGGCUGUAUGUUGUAGGGAAUUCCCGAGAGCUGGUUUAAAUAGAGGAAGAGCCCGCGGCAUGGGAGCGAAGCCUUGGAAAUCCUUCUUGCUUUGUGUUACGCUACAUCGAACCGUCUAUCGGCCUCGUCUCUCAAGAUGCAGCUGACUAUUCACUCGGUCGCCACCGCGGCGCUCCUAGCGUCCGGUGCUCAAGCGCUUCUCCGUUUCUCAUGUUCACAGCUAGUCGUCGAGCGUCUUGACCCGCUCGUUACCCCGGGCGUGGUUGGUUCGCCCCACGUCCAUCAGAUUAUUGGUGGUAAUGCCUUCAACAGUUCGAUGGACUACCCACGAAUGGACAUCCCUAGCGAGGCUACUUGCACUACCUGCACAUUCGCUGAAGACACAUCGAACUACUGGACCGCCGUCUUGUACUUCCGUGCCAGGAACGGAACAUACAAGCGUGUCCAGCAGAUGGCUAACUCGGGCUUCGAGGGCUCCAAGGGCGGUAUGACCGUCUACUACACGCCUAGCUACAACAGCGGCAAGGUUACAGCUUUCAAACCUGGCUUCCGUAUGAUCGUCGGAAACCCGACCUACCGAACCGAGGCCGAAGCCAAGAAGUACCGCCAGCUUACCUACACCUGCCUGGAAACCAUCCUCACCCGAACUGGGGAGACCAUGGACAUGCCGAAGAAGGUGUGCAAGAUGGGAAUCAUGGCCAACAUUCGCUUCCCGACCUGCUGGGAUGGCAAGAACCUCGACACACCAGACCACUCCAGCCACGUCUCGUACCCCGCAAGCGGGACCUUCGAGAGCGGCGGCGCCUGCCCAUCAACACACCCCGUGAAGAUCCCACAGCUAUUCUACGAAGUAAUCUGGGACACACGACCAUUCAACAACCCGAACGACUGGCCGACGGACGGCAGCCAGCCCUUCGUCUGGUCAUACGGCGACCCCACGGGAUACGGAAACCACGGUGACUACAUGUUCGGCUGGAAGGGCGACGCCCUGCAGAAGGCCAUGGACCAGAACUGCAAUAUCGGAUGCGCGGCGCUGAAGACGCAGUCGAUUUCCCAGGGAAACCAGUGCAGCAAGCAGGUUUCUGUUAAGGAGGAUAUUGAUGGCUGGCUUACGGAGCUCCCCGGUGGCAUGCCUGUUACUGGUGCUGGUGGCAAGGUUCUGUAUUAGGCGAAUGGUUGCAUGACGGUGGGUUGAUGGAAGUAAUAGAGAUCAUAAUGAAUUCAGUAAAGCGGGCGUCAGAGGCCAGUACUUAGAAGUGCGGUCAUUAAGACCGUUUGUGCAGAGCUAGGAAAAUGUCCAAUUAGUCUACCUGCUUAAAGACCGGGUCCUCUAAGUUUCAACCUCUUGGCAUAUUUUCGCUAUCAUAUGUUUAUGUUUCUUGUCCUAGUUCGCUUGGAAUUAUG
Annulohypoxylon maeteangense is the source of this 1404-nucleotide messenger RNA. RefSeq lists its product as uncharacterized. The transcript is spliced from 4 exons. Lineage: Eukaryota; Fungi; Ascomycota; Sordariomycetes; Xylariales; Hypoxylaceae. Bases 137 to 1168 code for a protein of 343 amino acids. The record is from RefSeq and is a predicted model, not a curated record.